This is a messenger RNA of Hyalella azteca, 5974 nucleotides long. RefSeq names its product integrin alpha-PS1. Bases 1 to 3963 code for a protein of 1320 amino acids. The record is from RefSeq and is a predicted model, not a curated record. Gene Ontology annotation, biological process: cell-matrix adhesion; integrin-mediated signaling pathway; cell adhesion mediated by integrin. Lineage: Eukaryota; Metazoa; Arthropoda; Malacostraca; Amphipoda; Hyalellidae. Gene Ontology annotation, cellular component: external side of plasma membrane; integrin complex. Gene Ontology annotation, molecular function: integrin binding. The transcript is spliced from 20 exons.
AUGCCGGCGACGCCCUCCUGUACUUCGUGGCAUUGGUUCCGAGAGUUGUUAGGCAUUCCGUCUGCCCAUCUGCUGACGGCGCGUGCCCCGGACACCAGCAUGUACACGUGCCACGGCGCGUGCCCCGGACACGAGUAUGCCAGCAUGUACACGUGCCCCGGCGCGUGCCCCGGACACGAGUAUGCCAGCAUGUACACGUGCCCCGGACACGAGUAUGCCAGCAUGUACACGUGCUCCGGCGCGUGCCCCGGACACGAGUAUGCCAGCAUGUACACGUGCCCCGGACACGAGUAUGCCAGCAUGCUUCUUGUGGGCGCUCCGAAGGACCACAACCUGCAGCCUGGCACGCACCGCUCGGGCGCCCUCUGGAAGUGUCCCUUCACGUCCAACUCCUCCGACUGCGUCCAGGUCCACACCGACGGCUUCAAAGAUCCGGAUUCAGGCCUCUACGACUUUUUCUACGCCAACGAGAACCUGCUGCCGCCCAACGACGAUGAGAUCAAAGACGACCAAUGGCUGGGCGUGACGGUGAAGAGUCGGUUGGUGGUGUGCGCGCAUCGCUACAUGCACCGCGGGCCAGGCUUCCAGUGGGGCUUCGGUCUUUGUUAUUUGCUCAACCAAAAGCUGGACGUGAUGGACUCUAUGGAGCCUUGCAGGGGCAAAGCCGUCGCCAAAGGUCAUCAGCAGUACGGGUUCUGCCAGGCAGGGAUGAGUGGCCUCAUCCUCGACGAUGAGGUGGUGCUGGGGCUCCCAGGCCCCUACACCUGGCGGGGGACCGUCCACACCUCCAAUAUCUCGAAAAACUUUUUGCUCAGAGACAAGACGCAAUAUUUUGGGCCCGUCACAGAAAACGAUUCUCCCGUGGACAAGUACAGCUACCUCGGCUACUCGGUGACGACGGGCUACUUCUUCGGCGACUACGUGUCGUACGUAGGCGGCGCCCCGCGCUCCAACGGCACCGGUCAGGUGGUCUUCUUCUCGCGUGCCAAGAUCGGCGAAAGUCUCCUGGUGGUCGACCUCGUCUUGGACGGCGAGAUGUUCGCCUCCAGCUUCGGCUUCGAGGUGCUCGGCCUCGACAUCAAUAGAGACGGAUUCGACGACCUGUUGGUGAGCGCCCCCUUCUACUACACGAAACACAACUCAGGAGCGGUGUACGUCUACAUCAAUAACCAAGAUGGCAUCAAGAAGAACCACAUGUACUCAAGAAUAGAAGGUCCCGCCGGCGAGAGCAGAUUUGGCUUCUCGAUGACUUCGCUGGGCGACCUCAACCGCGACGGUUACCUUGACGUGGCCAUCGGCGCGCCCUACGAGGACAGGGGCGCCAUCUACAUCCUGUGCUCAGGUGAGCAGAGUGUGCUGCUCAGAGCGCGACCAGUGAUCAUGAUCCAGACGAUCGUGCUGCCUGAAGGAGGUCCCCGCAACAUCGAUCCUACAAAGCCGGGCUGUCCUGACGACCAGGGAUCCGAAGACACCUGCUUCUCGUUCGAGGCUUGCUUCAAGAUGGACAACGACGCAGGCACUCGUACAGGACUGCUGCUGUCCUACAGCAUCGAGGAGCUGGUGUAUCGCGACCAACCUCUGCCGCGUGUUUACUUCGAGAAGGAAGGAACCACGCAGACCUCCGUCGUCAAGAAGAAGAUCCAACUGCGCCCUGAGGACAUGGGGCGGCACCAGUGUACUAGGGAGGUGGCCUACCUCAAGCCUGGCAACAGAGACGUGCUUCGGCCGCUGAAAUUCAAGCUCUCGUAUGAGAUCAUACAGAGGGAGCCCCAACCCAUGAGGGAGGGGGGGCCUAUACCCAAUAUGGACGAUUUCCCCAUCCUGGAUCAGCAGGAGGCUCUCAGAUAUUUUGAAGCUCAUUUCUUGAAAGACUGCGGCGCUGACAACAAAUGUGACAGCGACCUAAACCUUAACGCGGCCUUCCAGCUGCCGUGGGACGACACUCGGUCGCACCAAGUGUUCGAGCUCGGCCUCCGAAACGUGGCGCUGCUGGAGGCCUCCGUGACAAACUCUGGCGACCCCGCGUACGAACCGAGCCUUUUCGUGGAGCAUCACGACUCCAUGGCGUUCAGCAUCAAGGAGUCAGACUGCAGGAGGAGUGCUGGUCUAGCACGACUAUAUGGCAUGUGCGUGCCCGUGAGGGCAGACCUGGUACAUUGUACCCUCGGUAAUCCCCUCACCAACUCCACGGGGCCUCUCCUCCUGGCAUUCAAGCCCUCGGGCUUCUUCGACAAGCGCUUCAUCCGCUUCAAGGUCUUCGCCAACUCCACCUCCAACGAGCGCACGCCGCAGGACAACAUCGACCUCGUCCUCGAGAUCCUCAAGCGCGCCGAGGUCUCCAUCACAGGGUCGGUGACUCCGGAACAGGUGUUUUUCGGCGGAGAGAUCGUGGGAGAGAGCGGCGUCACCAACGUCCACCAGAUCGGUUCUGAAGUGGUUCACAAAUACGUCGUGGAUAACCGAGGUCCCUGGAGGUCGGACUACGUGGAGGUGAAGAUAUUGUGGCCUCACCAAAUGGAGAACCACCAAGACCAGGGAAGCUGGCUGCUCUACCUCACCGAGAAACCGGUUGUUGAUGGAGAUGGCGAGUGCUCCGUAGAUCCAGCGUUCGUAGACCCCUUGCGAUUCAUGGCCACGAGUUCAAGUUCUUCAUCUUCAUUAGAACAAUCGUCUUCAAGCCAAUCUUCAUCUGGUCAAUCAACAUCUAGCCAAUCCUCAUUUAGUCAGUCUUCUUCCAGCCAAUCAUCGUCUGGCCAAUCAUCGUCUGGCCAAUCAUCGUCUGGCCAAUCAUCAUUUAGUCAAUCUUCUUCUGGACAAUCUUCGUCUGGUCAGUCUUCAUCCGGCCAAUUUUUUAAUGUUGGUUCUGAGGUUGAGACGCAGCCUAGCGGAGGCAUCCAAGUUUCAUACUCUAAUAAAACGGUCACAACGAAGGUGGUUACGUCUAAAGUGAACACAAUACGAACAGAAAGCAAAACUUCGAAAGAUUCUGUAAGUGGUACAUCAGACGCCGUUGUUAAUCGAGGAGCCAACAACAGGAUUCAGUCAAUGUCGGAGAAGGUGCAGUCGGUUACCACAGCGUCUACUAAUAAAGGAGCUAAAAAGUCAUCGACAAAAAAUUACGAAGAAAAUUACGAAGAUUACGAUGAGUAUCCUGAUGAAUAUUACGACGACGAGGAGGACGAUUAUUAUCGAACAAAUCACAUCCGACGAAAGCGGUACACGACAAAUUCUCUUAGCAGAGAUAAAAGUCUUCUUGGAACGGAAUUAAUCAGGGAGAAUGCGUCUACUGGUAACAAUUGGCCGCCUCCUGAACCUUAUUCCGUAGAGGGCGUUUUGCCCUCACCUUCGAUUCCAAUUGCCGGUGUUCUGCCCCCUGACGAAGAAAAUAAAUUUGUGGGGCUUCAAAUUAUUACAGACUCAGGUUUACGGAGUGGAGAAUAUUCAACUGUUGAUAGAUUGGUUCACCGACGGAGUAAGAGACAAGGAUAUGCGACCGCGCAGUACGUGACCGACGGUGUGACUGGCCGUACGCUUCAGGCUGUCACCUUGCGUUGUACCGGGGACGUGCCGACGGCCAAGUGCAUCCCCAUCCGCUGCACAAUCCGCAACUUGGGCGCCGAGAGCUCGGCGAGCAUCCGUAUUGUGUCGCGGCUGUGGAACGCGACGCUCGUAGAGGACUACGCGCACGUGAACCUCGUCAACGUGCAGUCACGUGGCGAACUUUUACUGCCAGAAGACAUCCGCUCGAGACAAGAUGAAAGUGACGACGUUGCUGUGGCAGAGACCAAGGCUUACGCCAACCUGCUGGAGCAGCCACAGUCUGUGCCUCUGUGGGUGAUCUUGGUCUCUGUCUUCGCAGGACUCCUGCUGCUCGCCCUCAUUAUUCUCAUACUCUGCAAAAUGGGAUUCUUCGAGAGGAGAAGAAGGCCUGAUACUAAUAAUUUAAUGAGAAACGGUCAUUGAUAUCGGCUGUGCAUCUAAAAUACUUUGAUCGUAGUUAUUUUUAUAAUAUUUAUGCCCAGGUACACGUGCUACCGUUUUGGCGACGACUCUAUUGCAACAGAAUCAACCUAAGUUGAUGAACCUUUUCAUAAAAAUUAUCGUUAUGAUUGCUGUUAAUUCGAUAAAUGCAAAGGAAAAUUUGCGUAAAUUCAUAUCGGGAAUAUAGUUGAAAACUGCGUAUAGAAUUUCAUAUUCUUAUAGGAAGAUCGUUUUUAAUGACUGCGUUCAGUAAUCAUAAUGUUAAGUAGCUUAAUUAAAUUGGCUAUAAAUUUCAUUUGUCCCUUUUACAUCUAAAAAGUUUGCGAUUGUUAAUGAUUGUUGAAAUUGGGCAGGUUUAUUUGAUGAUUGUUGUAGAUUUAUAUAUAUUUGUUGUUAUUAAUCAAUAAUGAAUAGAAUAUUUUAAUAUCGAACGCAUGCUAAAAUGAUGUUCUAAUGCUUCUAACAUCGAUAUCAUAGAACCGUUAGAAUUUCAUAUUCAUAGAUUUUUGUUAACGAGUUUUUAAUCUCAUCUCAUGUGCCUAGUGAGCAUCUAGCAUGUUUAGUCUUCUGCACGCCUGCCUGCCUGACAUUAUCUUCCUUUCUGGCCAGAAUUUUGGGCGCCUCGGGAAUCUUGGGUGUCCAAGAACCGUGCUUGUGUGUAUAGCCUGUGUGUGAGAACCGUGUUUAUGUAUGUCUUGUGCGUGAGACUAUGUGUAUGUGAGACCGUGUGUGUAUGCGUAUUUCUUGUGUGUGAAGACGAUCGCGUGUGUCAGCCUGUGUGCUGUGUAAAUGGAAUCGUGUUAAUCGUUCCUCUAGUCAUCAGUUGCAAUGUUCAUCAGUUCCUGGAAGUGCCUCACGCAAAUUGCGUUCUAAUUGAAUAUUCAUGGUAGAAAUAUAAUAUAUGACUUUUGUUGGGACUCAUCUUGUACUUGGAUAGUUUUAGUGAUUAUGGUGUCAUUAUUGACAGUUGUGAUUAAGCCAUAUCUGGCCUGUUUUCAGUUCUAGUAAUAAAUUAAUUUUUACAGUUUCCUUGGGCUUAAAACCCGUAAUUUGUUGUUCCAAUUUUGCUGUUCUUAACCACCAGGCCAGGCCACCUCUCUGAUUUUUUGCCAGAACUUUUACAGGUACCUGGGCUCGAAUCCGUAACUCGCUGCUUAAUUGCUUGUUUAACCUCUGCAAUAUUCUUAUUUGUGAAUAUAUAAAUUUUAAAUCCAUCAAACUAAUUACGCUCACACGUACAUUUUGCGUGAAAUUUACGGCUUAUCGUUGAUUUUGGUUGGCUUAAUUUUUGAAUUUUUUUAUCGAAUGUGCGUGUGCGCUGAUUGAUCUGAAUUGAACAUAUGCAAUUCAAUCUCGAAUGCAAAAUAACUUAAUGGUUAAGCCGUUGCAAAAAUUUAAUAUUCGGAUUGAUUUCUCUUUGAUUAUAUUUUUAAUAAGAGACAGUGCGCGCGGAGUAAUUCCGCCCAUAAAACUGAGCUUGGAAUUUGAAACGCAAUAGGAUAAAUUUUAAAAAAUUUUCAUCUAUGGCGUUGAUUUUUGAUAAGCGAAGUUAUACAUGGUCAUUAUUAUUUUCGAUAAUUCUACAAUUUCUCUCCCGUUACUAUGUUCCAAGGCUUAUAUUUUGCCACUAUUAUUUUCACAGUUUUAUUUUAAAUUUACAAUUGAAUAAGUAAACACAAGCCACUGUAUUUUGCCUCAUGUCUAUGUAACAAUAGUUUUUAAGGCUUGUUAUAUGUUAUAGAUUUAUUCUGUCACUCUCAAAUAACGUUGUCAUGAAAACUAUUAAUAUUAAUCUAUAAAAGUUGUACGUAGAUCUAAAGUAAACGCCUUAUCAUUAUCCCAGGGUUGAGUGCGGACAGAAAAAGUUAACGAAUUACAUAUGAUCCUAUAGAGGAUAAAAUAGUUCCUUUACGCAAGCUCUGUUAACAUGGUGAUUCAUUAAAAUAAUUUUUUGCUACUGCCUUUUUUCAGGAAUUUUGAUAAACCUAAAUUC